This is a messenger RNA of Fukomys damarensis (Damara mole-rat), 4380 nucleotides long. It is a transcript of the gene Zc3h12c, whose product is annotated as zinc finger CCCH-type containing 12C. Lineage: Eukaryota; Metazoa; Chordata; Mammalia; Rodentia; Bathyergidae. Gene Ontology annotation, molecular function: RNA endonuclease activity; metal ion binding; mRNA binding. Bases 1 to 2784 code for a protein of 927 amino acids. The record is from RefSeq and is a predicted model, not a curated record. Gene Ontology annotation, cellular component: nucleus; cytoplasmic ribonucleoprotein granule. The transcript has 7 exons.
AUGACCCCUGGCAAAGAACUGAUUCCCAACAGUAGCCUUGAAGCUUAUUUAUUUCACAUUCACACCUUAGAAAAAGUCCAUGACCCAAGCUUCAAAGAUGAAGAAUUGUCUGAGAACUUGCAGAAAACUUCUUCACUAAAUGGAGGAAUUUCAGAAUACGGGGUAUUUUGCCUUCAGGAAUACAGAAAAAACAACAAAGUGGAGUCAAGUACAAGUAACAGCUUCAUGGGCUUGAAGGAUCACCUGGGGCAUGACCUCAGCCACCUUUAUGUGGAGAGCACUGACCCACAUUUAAGUGCAGCUGUACCUUGGCCAAUGGUAGGAAAACCAGCAAUGGAUGCAGUUCAUAUCAGAAAGGAGGAAAAAGAGAUAUCUGAAGAGAAUCUGAGCUCUGGUGAUUCUGAAGAAAGCACAAAUUCUGAUCAUGAAUCAGAACAAUUGAGUAGCAUUUCAGUAGAGCCAUGCUUAUUAACCAAGACUCACAGACAAUUGUGUAGGUCUCCCUGCUUAGAGCCUCACCUACUCAAACGUAAUGAAAUUUUGCAAGACAUUAAACCUGAAGAGUCCCAGACUCCAUCCAAGGAAGUCAAGAAACCCCCUGAUGUGGUACGAGAAUACCAAACAAAGCUGGAGUUUGCACUUAAAUUAGGUUAUUCUGAAGAACAGGUUCAACUUGUGCUAAACAAACUUGGUACUGAUGCUUUAAUCAAUGACAUUUUGGGAGAACUUGUCAAACUUGGAAAUAAAAGUGAAACUGAUCAGACAGUUAGUACAGUUACCAGUGUAAUGCGGGAAACAUCUUCUCUGGAAUCUCAGAGAUCUGAAUCUCCGAUGCAAGAGAUUAUAACGGAUGAUGGUGAAAAUUUGAGACCAGUAGUCAUUGAUGGCAGCAAUGUGGCAAUGAGCCACGGAAAUAAAGAAGUAUUUUCCUGCCGAGGAAUAAAAUUGGCAGUGGAUUGGUUUUUGGAAAGAGGCCACAAAGAUAUUACAGUUUUUGUUCCUGCUUGGAGAAAAGAGCAGUCCCGGCCUGAUGCUCUUAUUACAGAUCAGGAAAUUUUACGCAAGUUAGAGAAGGAUAAAAUCCUCGUGUUCACACCAUCCCGGAGAGUUCAAGGAAGGCGAGUGGUGUGCUAUGAUGACAGGUUCAUUGUCAAGCUGGCUUUUGAGUCAGAUGGUAUAAUUGUAUCCAAUGAUAACUACAGGGAUUUGGCAAAUGAAAAACCAGAAUGGAAGAAGUUCAUAGAUGAGCGAUUAUUAAUGUAUUCAUUUGUCAAUGACAAGUUCAUGCCCCCGGAUGACCCUCUUGGCAGACAUGGCCCAAGCCUAGAUAAUUUCCUAAGGAAGAAACCUAUUGUUCCUGAACACAAAAAGCAGCCUUGUCCAUAUGGAAAGAAGUGUACCUAUGGACACAAGUGCAAAUAUUAUCAUCCUGAAAGGGGCAGUCAGCCUCAGAGGUCAGUGGCUGAUGAACUUCGUGCCAUGUCUAGAAAUACAGCAGCCAAAACUGCAAAUGAAGGAGGACUGGUAAAAAGCAACAGUGUUCCUUGUAGCACUAAAGCUGAUAGCACUUCUGAUGGCAAACGAGGUGCUCCAAAGAGGCAAUCAGAUCCGAGCAUAAGGACUCAAGUUUACCAAGACCUAGAGGAAAAGCUUCCCACCAAAAACAAAUUGGAAACCAGGUCUGUACCUUCCUUAGUUAGUAUACCGGCUACUUCUACUGCAAAACCCCAAAGCACUACAUCUUUAAGCAAUGGCCUUCCAUCUGAAGUUCAUUUCCCACCUCAGGAUCAAAGACCACAGGGACAAUAUCCUCCAAUGAUGAUGGCAACCAAAAAUCAUGGAACGCCAAUGCCUUAUGAACAGUAUCCAAAAUGUGACUCACCUGUUGACAUUGGGUAUUAUUCCAUGUUGAAUGCAUAUUCGAAUCUGAGUAUCUCAGGCCCACGAAGUCCUGAAAGGCGUUUCUCAUUAGAUACAGAUUAUAGAAUAAGUUCUGUAGCUUCUGAUUGCAGCAGUGAAGGGAGCAUGAGCUGUGGGAGUAGUGACUCCUACAUAGGUUACAAUGACCGCUCCUAUGUCAGUUCUCCUGACCCACAGCUAGAAGAAAAUUUGAAGUGUCAACACAUGCACCCUCACAGCCGCCUUAAUUCCCAGGCUUUCCUGCAGAGCUUCCACGACCCCUUGACCAGAGUGCAAAGUUAUAGUCAUGAAGAACCAAAGUUCCAUCACAAGCCUCCUCUUCCACACUUGGCUAUGCAUCUGCAGCACCCCGCUGUGGGUGCCCGGUCCAGUUGUCCUGGUGAAUACCCCUCUCCUCCAAGUUCAGCACACUCUAAGGCACCGCACCUAGGGCGAUCCUUAAUGGCCACAAGAAUAGACAGCAUUUCCGACUCUCGACUCUAUGACAGUUCCCCUUCAAGACAAAGAAAGCCUUACUCCCGCCAUGAAGGGCUGGGAAGCUGGGAUAGGCCAAGUUAUGGGGUGGAUGCAUAUGGGUAUCGGCAGACUUACUCUUUACCUGAUAACUCUACACCACCAUGUUAUGAGCAGUUUACCUUCCAAAGCCUGCCUGAACAGCAGGAGCCCACCUGGCGAAUACCAUACUGUGGAAUGCCACAAGAGCCUCCAAGGUACCAAGACAACCGAGAGAAAAUUUAUAUCAACUUGUGCAACAUCUUCCCACCUGACCUUGUGAGGAUUGUCAUGAAAAGGAAUCCUCACAUGACAGAUGCCCAGCAACUCGCUGCAGCCAUUUUGGUGGAGAAAUCACAGCUGGGUUAUUGAAAGAUGAUGCAUCUUUGUGGUGUUUAGUAGUUUUUUUGUUCAGCUCAAAUGCUGAGGGAGGUUUGCUACAAUAGCAUAUGUGAUCUCCUUCUCAGCAAGGAGGUUAUAUAGUAUCCAUUUAUGUGAAAUACUGUAUCAUGGAAUCUGUAUGUACAGCCCCACACGGUGGAAGUAUCACGGGAUUGCUUUACAUUCAAACUUUUUUUUAACAUUUCCUUUUUAAAGCUAUAUCUUUGGCUGGAAGUUUAUCCAGUUUGAUUUAAUAGAUGUAUCUGUGAUCUUUGAUAUUAAUCUUUGGUGCAUCAGGGGUUUAUAUGCAGCACUUUUUAUUCUUGUUUCAUGUUUUAUUAACUUGAUGUUUGUCUUUCAAUUGCAAGCAAUUACAAUACCUUCAGAAUGUGGAACCUUUGACCGGACCCAGCAAAAUAUUUUUUCAUUCAAGCUUAAUUAGAAUCUUUUACAGCUUUUUAAGUUAUUUUUGUUUGGGGAAAGUGGGCUUCUUUGUCCUAUAAUCCUUAUUUAUAGAAAAAAAAUAUACUACAGCACUGACUUUAUAUUUUAAACAAAAUCUACGUUACCAAUUUAUGUUGAAAUGGGUAACAUAUAUGUUAGAAUGAUUUACAAUAUGGCACUUUUAUUGUUUUAUUUUUGUUUGGAUUUUUUCCUGAUAAGAAAUUAGUUAAUUUAAUGGUCAAUUUAAAAGGAAGCAGAUGCAAUCAAUGGAAAAAAAAUUGUUUCCAUUUUUUUUUUUUAAUGAAUAAGGCAAAAGAGCUUUGUUAUCCAGCUCGGAUGUGCUUCUACAUAAAUGGAAUUGAAUUCCUAGAUUCUCGUUAAUCUGUAUUUUUAAUGUCUGUUUUUUGUUUGGGGGCACAACAAUACUGGAUAAAUAACCCUUUCACAGUACUUGCCUGUUUUUAAUGAAUCUAAUUAUUCUCAAUGCAAUUUUAUAUUUAAUAUACUCUAGCUUUCCUGCUAUUUAUCAAGGCUGGCCUGAGAUGGUUUUAUGUGUUGAGGAUAUGCAACAUUUAUUGAUACUGCACUAUAGAAAUAGUGAUGGAGGAGUUGUAAAUGGUAACUUAAAAUUUUUGUAAGAUAUUGUAUAUUUUCCAUUUUCCUGAAGGUAGUUUUUUGGGGGCCUGUUAUAUUAUUAAGGCCAGACUCUUGCCACAAAUAGUGUAGUUUUAGAUACAGACUACUGUCUGUUCUAGUAUUAGUAAGGGAUAUUUCUGGUUUCAAACUCUUGGGUUUUGCUUAUUGCAAUUACACUUCUGCAGAUUAUAAAAUGGAUUUUGCAGUUAGUGGCAGACAGUUGUGUGACUGAUGUAACUUGACUAUUUCUCCAGACUGAAUUUUACAUAGUGUAAUACACACAUUCAGAUCUGUUUUUGUAGUCUGCUUGGAUGUUCUAGUCAUUUGGGUUAUUCUGCAUGCUACAGUUUGAAGUAAAGCCCUGAAAAACCAGAAAGUACCUUUUACUGUUGAUACAAAUUGUAUCUUUUUAACUAUAAGAACUAUUUUGAUUUGUAGAUCUAGUUAAAAACACAAAUGUGUAACUACGAUUAGACUUUUGGGCAACAUUUUAUCCCUUAUUUAAAU